AUGGCGCCUCUCAGCUGUCGAGGCCUGCUCGUCGGGCUCGUGGCUCUACUGCCCUCUUUGACGGCGGCCUACGCCAAUUCCAGCUACAAUGUCGAUGCUCUGCGAGCCCAGUUCGCGCUUAUGGAUGACCGCCCCAAGGAUUGUCCGCCAUGCUUCAACUGUCUCCUACCUGCCCAUACCUGCGCGCAGUACGCCGGCUGUAACGAGUUCAAUGGAAAAUGCGACUGCCCCGAUGGGUUCGGCGGUGACGACUGUCUCGAGCCAUUGUGUGGUUCCCUUGGGCGCGGCAAAGACCGACCGAUGCGAUCGGGCUCGUCUUGCGAAUGUGACGAAGGCUGGACUGGCAUCAACUGCAACGUCUGCACAACGAACCAAGCUUGUAAUGCGCUGAUGGAGACUGGCAGCGGAGGUAUCUGCAAAGUCACGAACAAGAAGAUUGCCGACUUGCUUGGACAGCAAAAGCCUCAAGUUACAUUUACCUGCAAAGAAGAGGAGGAAACUUGCGACUUCCAGUUCUGGAUUGAUCAAGUUGAAUCUUUCUAUUGCCACUUGUCAGAUUGUGCAUCUGGUGCACAGUACGGCAUCGAUAAGAAUACCACAGCAUACAAGUGCAACCACAUCGACUGCAGUUGUAUUCCUGGCCGUAUGAUGUGCGGCAAAGAUGGUUCGCUCGACCUUACCGAUUUUCUGGACCAAGCAAUCAAUGGCCCUGGCCGAUUCGAGUGUACUCAAAAGGGCGGCGGUGCCCAUGACUGUGCUUUCAAAGAGCCCGCAAUGGACGAUCUCAUCACUAGCUUAAUCGGCGACUCUAGUAUCCUUCUAGACUGCCAAGCGGGCGAGUGCUUGUACGAGACUGAGGUGCCAGGUUAUCACCGUCCGGUUAAGCAAAUCAAUACGCCCCUCAUUGCUGGUGUUAUUGGAGGAUCUUCGCUCUUCUUGGCAGCCGUCAUCAUUGGAACGUGGUAUUUGUCUCGCCGCAGGUUGCGUUAUGGAGCAAUUCGCCUCGAGGAUUCCGACGAUGAGAGCACCAAGCUCAUGGUGGAUCAUAAGCCUGCCACUCUCUUCUUCCAAAAUGUCGCCUAUACUCUUAAUGGAAAGAAUAUCCUGACUGGGAUCCAAGGAGUUUGCCAGCCAGGGGAGGUGACUGCCAUCAUGGGAGCUUCAGGCGCGGGAAAGACAACGUUUCUGGAUAUUCUUGCUCGAAAGAAUAAGCGUGGCCACGUCAGCGGAGAUUUUUACGUCAAUGGCGAAAAGGUCAAUGAUAUCGAUUAUAGAAAUGUGGUUGGAUUCGUCGAUCAAGAAGACACCAUGCUGCCCACGCUUACCGUUCAUGAGACUAUCCUCAACAGCGCUCUGCUGAGACUUCCCCGGGAUAUGGGUCGUGCUGCCAAGGAGCAGAGAGUUAUCGAGGUUGAGAAAGAGCUAGGAAUUUAUCACAUUAGAGACUCUCUCAUUGGUUCCGAAGAAGGCAAAGGCCGUGGAAUCUCUGGUGGUGAGAAACGACGCGUGGGAAUUGCUUGCGAACUGGUCACCAGCCCCUCCAUCCUCUUCCUCGAUGAGCCGACCAGUGGAUUGGAUGCUUAUAAUGCGUACAAUGUCGUUGAAUGCCUUGUUACCAUGGCCAAAAACUACAAGCGAACCGUCAUCUUCACCAUCCACCAACCUCGCUCCAACAUCGUUGCGCUUUUUGAUAGGCUCAUCUUGCUGGCUCAGGGCAAAUUGGUUUACUCUGGACUCUUUUCGGAAUGCCAGCAAUACUUCGAUGAUAUUGGCUAUGAGUGUCCCCCGGGCUUCAACAUUGCCGACUACCUUGUGGAUCUUACUAUGCAUGCGAGCAGCAACCAGACGGUAGACGACGGACGAAUCGAUGCCGACGGUGGAAGUGUUGGCCCAAGCAGUACGCGGGCUGUCAAAUCCGUUGCAAGCACCACCAUUGGAAGCGCUGGCGAGGUUAGUGCCGAGCCAUCAUUACGUCCCAAGAACCGACGCCGCGACUCGGUCAAGGUACGACAGGAACGAGAGCUCUUUACGCGUAGAAAGGCCCCUGGCACUGCCGCAUCUUCAGAUGCCGGAGGAGAGAACCAAGAUGGCUAUCGGCUCCAGAGCAACCCCAUAAACUCUCAGCCCAGCCACCAGCUGGAUGAUCCUCAUGACUUACCCCCUCCGGCUAUGACAGGAACCGAUCUGGAUAUCAUCACUCGAUCUUUUGCCAAGUCUCAUAUUGCUGCCUCUAUCCGCGACGACAUUCAGCAAGCAAUCAGUGGAGCCGAAGCGGCAAAUGGGUCAAAUACGAACGGAUAUGCUGCAGACGGACCAAACAUCUAUACUAGCGCUGUUGGAAAAGGAUACGCUCGGAUUGGAUACCUGCGCCAGUUUAUCAUCAUCUCUGGGAGAACCUGGAAAAACCUGUACCGCAACCCAAUGCUUAUGCUCACACACUACGCAAUUGCCAUCAUCUUGGCGGUUUUCUCCGGAUACUUGUUCUAUGGCCUCACUGAUGAUAUUCCUGGCUUCCAAAACCGCCUUGGUUUAUUCUUCUUUCUGCUGGCUCUCUUCGGCUUCAGUACUCUUACGAGUCUCAAUGUAUUUGCCAGCGAGCGUCUCCUUUUCACCCGAGAGCGAGCCAACGGCUACUAUUCCCCAGCCACUUAUUUUGCCGCCAAAGUCCUGUUCGAUAUUAUUCCUUUGAGAAUCAUUCCACCGAUUCUCAUGGGUUCCAUCAUCUACCCAAUGACGGGCUUGGUGCCAGAUUCGGCGCAUUUCUUCAAGUUCAUGCUUGUUUUAGUCCUAUUUAAUCUGGCAGCAGCAGCCAUCUGUCUGUUUAUCGGCAUUGUUUGCAAGGACGGUGGUGUAGCCAACUUGAUUGGUAGCUUGGUGAUGCUGUUCAGCCUCCUCUUCGCUGGUUUCCUCCUUAAUCACGACGCCACACCAAAGGGUGCUCUGUGGCUUCAGACCCUCUCUAUUUUCCACUAUGGCUUUGAAUCGCUCAUCGUCAACGAAGUCAUAGAGCUUACACUGGUGGACAAAAAGUACGGCCUUGAUAUUACUGUCCCUGGUGCCGCUAUUCUUAGCUCCUUUGGAUUCCAAAACGGCGCCCUUUGGUCCGAUAUUAGAAACCUUGGUAUCUUUGCCGCCGCCUUCGUCGUUCUCGCCUAUGCCGCGAUGCACAUCUUGCUUGUCGAAAAGCGAUGAGAAGAGCAGCUUCGAUUCCAUCCAGGAUGCGAAGAGGCAUUUUUGUGCAGGUUACGACAUGUACAUACUCAUUUCAGGCAAACUAAACUUCCUGGGAAUAUUGCACAACUGGCGUUUUAUGGUUAGAGAGCAUAUCUUGCCCCUUUUUUGAAUUUUCGCGUGUAUCUGUGGCGAUAGUUUUUGGGCAUUGGCAGAGUGCCUUGUUUGGACCUAAUUAACGCUAAAUGAUCCUUUUUCUUCGUAAUUGUAUGCAAUUGAGAAACUAUUUUGAAUGGCAUAGCUUGAGCUGUGUUUAAUUUGUGAAGCUUGAAUGUGGAAUUUUUCCAAGUGUUUCUGAUAUAUAUAUAAUACAUUGCAAUGCGCUGUAAGGGCGCAUGAUAUUCUACUUCUUCAUUUUUUUUUUUUUACAAGAAAAUUCUCAUUAUCGCUACUCCAUUUUGCCUCCCGUAAAUUCCUCAGCAAUCCUCUUCUGCCGCUUAACGGAGCGAUCAUAUUCGGACUCGUAGUAAUCCAUGAGCUUGGUUGAAUUUCCAGUUGUGGUUUCCAGCAUGUUUGCGAUGGAGGGAGGCUUUCCGUAGAUUCCCCAAGCGUUUUCGGUUGUACCAUACCGUUGGAAGUAUUGACUUUGUUUCCUGAAGUAGUCCUCGCUGAAAAUCUCAUCAAUCUCAGCCUUGAGCUCGCUUUCCUGGACGAUGAAGUUGGAGGCGUUGAUAUACAGCUCCAUAAGAGCAUCCCGUCGAGCUUCGUAUUUAGCCUUCUCUUUCUUCUGGACCUUGACCUGGCUACGCUGGGCACGGGCAAAGCGCUCUGGGUCGGGGUAUGUUUUGGUGUCCAGAAUAGCAUCCAGGACGGUGCUUCGCGUGAGUCUGUCGUCUUCUCUUUCUGGCGCAGCAGCAGCCUCGUUGUUCUCCUUGAAUUUGCGGCUUACGCGGGCGUUCCUAAUUGCAUCGCUCUUCUCGCGGCGUGUAUAGAGUGCCUUCAAACCUUGCUCAAGAUUCGUUCUUCGGGUUUCAGCCAUUUCUCUCUUCCAUCUCUGAGAAUCGUUCUUGGGUUCCCGUGCAUUGGCAGACCUCGGGGCUGUCUUGUUGAUAUAAUCGGGCUUGAUUUUGCGAUCGCCUUCGGAUCGAAGGAACACCUGCCGCGGCACUGGCAGUGAGCCUCUUACUCGAGGUGGCUUGACUUCGUCAGUUUGAGACUGAGGAGGGGAAGGAAGUCGGAUGUAAGAGGGAGAUUCGGGCGGGACGGCAUUGGAGAGAAUGGCCGGGGUUGUUGAGAAGCUGCGUGAAGUAGACGACAAUUGCCGAACUACUGGCCUGAGGCAGUUGCCUGCAGAAUAGAGCGACAUUUUGAAUAGAAGUUGCGCUGCGAAAUUGAAGAUUCAACUGCCCACGCACGAAGGUGGUGUGCGAUAUCGACUUACAGAAAAUUGCCCAUAUCCGCAGAGAGCAGCUCGGAUUAACUGAUGCCGAUUUUCCGCUGUACCCCUGUUUUGCUUAAAUAAGUUGACCAGCCACAACCUGCGGAGAUGUGGGCUAGUGGGGUCCUCUGAG
Molecule: messenger RNA, 4742 nt
Organism: Trichoderma atroviride IMI 206040
Lineage: Eukaryota; Fungi; Ascomycota; Sordariomycetes; Hypocreales; Hypocreaceae
Source: RefSeq, a predicted model, not a curated record